This is a messenger RNA of Cuscuta epithymum, 3697 nucleotides long. Lineage: Eukaryota; Viridiplantae; Streptophyta; Magnoliopsida; Solanales; Convolvulaceae. The record is from the annotation of a GenBank genome assembly.
CACAUAUUAUAUUAUAUAUCUAUGCUCAUGAAUAUUUGUGUGUCUAUAUAUGUAUAGAGUUAUUUUAAACAUUUUAAUGGUAAACGGUGUUUAAACACGAUCUUACAACAUUGCUUAUUUUAUGCGCCGCUUAUUGUAAACUUAUUUUGUAGAAAAAUAAGUUACUCCAUUAGUCCCAAUUUAAGGUUUUUAUUGCUUUUCUUUUAUUGACGUCUCAACUAGCUAAUCAAAGUUCUUAUUGACAACAGUAUAUUGUAUAUAUAUCAAAAUUAUAUCUCAAAAUAUACUAUAAUUACUUUAUUUUAUUAUUUUUUAAAUAAUUGUGCUAUUUUAUAAUGAGAAUCUUAGCUUGAGGCGGAGGUAAUAAAUAGCAUUUCAAAUAAAAGAUAUGAAGUAUUAGUGUACUGUAAAACUCACAAACUGAUAGCCGUUAUAUUUACUUGUAUUUAACAUAAGUAUUUAUAAGUAUUUGUUGAAGAAAAGAAGAGAAAUCGGGCAAAUACCUCCAGAAUGAUAGCUACAACAUAAAACAUUGCGAUGCAGGGCUUUUUGGACCAAGAGAAUGACGUUAUGUCCAUAAUUCGAGUAUAACGUAUUGUAUAGAACUCGAAAUCACUCGAUUCGAGUUUCAUGUGAAUGCUAACUCAAUAAGGUACAAAUGUUAUGAAGACGUCAUGGCCAAAAUAUGAAGGGAAGAAGACUCAAUCAACCAACAAAGUCAGAUGUUGCUGGUGGGAUUUCAGGAUGCAUACCUCUCAGUGUUUUAUCCAUAUCGUUUGAUUGGCUGAAUAAAAUCACGUCAUUCAAGUUUUGGUGGAUAGAAGACUUCAUUAACUACAAGUUUGAUGAAGGACUCAUGUCCAAAUUCGUAGCGGAACAUCCCCAAAAUCCCAGGACAAAACCGGCGCCGGAAUUUCACCAAACCGGCGUCGGUUGCAUUUAAUCCGUUAUUCUCCCGGUCGGCCGAAGUAUAACCGACGCCGGUUUUACCCUAUAACCGGCGCCGGUUAUGGUGUUUUUCACUAUUAUUCCAUCCCCGAAGUAAAACCGGCGCCGGUUAAGCCCGAAUCUGCAUAAAACACAAAGACGUGCAACCAUAUUUUGAUGGGAAAACUCCACUUUCCUUAUGAUCUGAUCAAAUAUAUCUUCCAUGCCUGAUUGUUGGGCUUGAAUAGACUAAAAGAUGUCAAUUUUUAGCCUAUAUAAAGCCCCCAAUUCAUCAAACAAGAUCAUCAUUCCAUUCUUGAAGAUUAAAUUUCAGUUUUUAUAUUUCCUUUUUUGCAUUUUCUUGAAGUGUUGGAGAAGAAGCCAUUUCUCUCCUCUACAAUUGGUUCUAGGUAUUAUUUCUUGUAUGCUAUUGUAUUCCAUUGUUCUUAGUUACACUUUGUAAUUAAUAUGAGCUUAAGGAGCUAAGUCCUUAGCUAAGGCUAAGGAUGAACUUCUAUGCCCACUAGGUGUUUGAUAAAAGUUCUAAACCAAUAAAUUGUGAUUUAUCCUUUACAUUUUGAUUGUUUAUGACUAUGGUGUACAACAUAGAAGUAUGUUAAACUUAGUUUAUGCUUGCAAUUAACGUUGAGGUCUAAACUAUGAACAUUAAAGGAUAAACAUAUAUAUUACCGAGAAUAGAAAUAUAUCCGGUAUUAUAUGAUACGGGUGUGAUGUCUUGAUAUUCAACGGGGUUUUCGGUAGAUGAAUGUAAGCCGUAACGGGACUUACACGUAACGAAAACCACGCUCUCGCUGCCUUAACCGGAGUUGAGAAUAUAUUAGCGACAUCGUAUUCAUAAUUAUUGGUAAAGAACUAAUAUUCAACCCUAUUAAAGCAUUUAAGUGACUCCCGAAGCCUUAGUUGUUGUUAUCAAUCACUUUAAUCAAAUUAAUUUAAGUUAUAUCUCCGAAAAUUAAAAAGAAGAACCAAGUUGUUGUUUUCACAACAACACACAGCUCAAAAUCCCUGCACUUUACUCAUUUAUUUAUUUAAAGUCAUAUACUCUCGGACUAAAUUAAACAACGUUUCCCUAUGGAUUCGACCCGGUAUUUUACCGGAAUUUAUUACUAUAUCGGCACUUGUACACUUGCAAGUUCAAACCGGUCACAAACUUAGAUCAAUAAAAAACUAUGCAGUAUUAAUUUAAUAUUCUAAAGUAUAAAUAGUUUAGACUAAAAUAAACAAUUUUCAAGAGGAUAUAAUUAAAAUUACGAAAUGUGCCCAUUAAUUAAUUAGAAAAAAAAGUAAGUCAAGAGACACUAAUUAUAGGAAUCUACCACAAAGUUGUCACCUUUUGCAAUUUUGGGGCACGCUUACGGAAAUUAUAAUUAAGGAAAUAAAAAGGUUAUAUGGUGCGCCAAGCAAAUGUUUGGGUGCGCUAAAGCACGUGUGCUUUAAUGAUACGAGGACUUCGUAUAACUUAAGGGUGAACUUGUCUAUUUUAGUUGAAAAAUAGGUGCGCAUAGCAGUUUUAAGGGUGCGCCAAGUCCGUCCGUUGAAAAAUAUUGUCAUUAAUGAUAGUAAAUAUUGCCAUGUUUAAUUCAUAGUACUACAACUAUUUCGCAGUAAUUACUACAAGAUGACAGUAAAUACUGUCAUGUUACUCAUAUUUCGGGGGAAAAAUAUAUAAUAGUCCUAUUUUGAAAUUUCAAAACUCGUUUAUGAGCUAUUUUUCUUUUAUCAUUUAACCGUAGCUGACUGCAUGAGCUAUCUCCAUAGCUCUCCUCUUUCUCACUUUUCCUUCGUUUUCUUUGUACAUUCCUCUUCUAAACUUUCCUUACAUGUUUCUACAAGCUAUCGUGCCGUUUUUGUAGUGAUGGGAUCUUGGGCGUUCAAAAUUAACUUAUCAUUAAAUAUUGUAGAAAAAUCUGGUCAAAUAAAUUCUUGUACUAUUUUCAAAAAGUCAAUUGAGUGCUCGUACUUUAUCAUCGAUCAAUCUAGUCCCCAAAGUGUUAAAAACAAUCAAAUCCUCUGUUUGAGAGGUAACCAGCCGGUAAACCAUUUAUUUGGUGAUGUAGAUGAUUAUGCUUAAAAAACCGUGUCCUUGUUCUCUGCUAAUAUCCUUUGGCCGUGUCUAGAAGGAAAAAGAAAGAAGCAAGGGUGGGGCGGAGAGUAUUCCUCCGGCGGCUGUCAAACAAAUCGAUGAGAGCUUUGAGCUAUGCAGUCUCUGCCGAUUCAAAGGUCUCUUUGAGUUCCGACUUUUGGUUGAUCUUUCUCUGUUGAGUUCUCAAACUAGACUUGAUGUUGUUAACUUUUCGAGGAGUCUGAUAAUUCUAGGCAGUGGCGGAGCCAGAGAUAUUUCGAAGCGGGGGCGUAUUGAAGGCUAAGAAUUUUGUGUAUUUGCUCAAAAUAUAAUAAAAACAAUAAAAGCGUAAUACAUUAGAGCAUCCACAAUGAUGAUCUUCAACUUUACGUUUUUUCAUAGCUUAUUAUUGCCAUGUCACUUCCACAUAAGAUAAUCUCAAAUAAUCUCCAUAUCAAUAAAUCUCUCCUCAUUCAUGACCUUAAUUUACCUUGGAUAGGAGCAUGAGCAUGCACGAACUACAAAGCUAGUCAUCACCAUAAUUAUGAGUAUAUGCCUAGAAGUUGGAAAUAAUCUCAAAAUAAUUCAGCUUUAGAAUUUGAUACCAGAUUAUUUUAUCAAAUAAUCUCAUAAAAUAAUCCCAACUCCUCAUCCAUGAUCCUAAAAAAAAUCCUCCACAUCAUCAAA